GCGCGAGGUGCUUUAGGUUGCGUUUAAAUAUUCAAAGUCGCUUCGUCCAGCACCGGGUAUACCACGCAUGGGGAUCUCGGGUCUCCUGCCGCAGCUCAAGUCGAUCACGUCGCCGACGACGCUCCGGCAGUACCGCGGGAAGACGGUGGCGGUCGACGGCUACUGCUGGCUGCACCGUGGCGUCUACAGCUGCAGCCAAGAGCUCUGCCUAGGUCAAGAAUCCGACAAGUACGCUCUACCGCGCUUCGACGUCGCUCAUGCAGAAACGCUAGGUAUAUCAAGUACUUUAUGGAGCGAGUCGAACAUCUACUGACGUGUGGUGUGAUCCCGUACAUUGUCUUUGAUGGCGGGUACCUGCCGAUGAAGAAGCUCAAGGAAGACGAGCGCCGAAGCUCGCGAGACAAGCACCGCCAGAGCGGCCUCGAGUUCCUCCAGCAGAAGAAGUACGAUCUGGCCCGGCAGUGCUUUGUCAAGGCCGUCGACGUCUCGCCGUUUAUGGCCCACCGCGUGAUCGAGUGCCUCAAGAAGCGCAAUGUACAGUACGUCGUCGCCCCGUACGAAGCCGAUGCGCAAAUGGCGUACCUCGCGCGCAAUGGUCUCGUCGACGCCGUCAUUUCCGAGGACUCGGACUGCCUUCCAUUCGGCUGCUCGACGGUGCUCUUCAAGAUGGACCAGGCUGGGCACGUGGACGAGAUCCAGCUGUCCAACCUGGCCAAGAACAAGGGCCUGUCUUUUGUCGGCUUCAACGACGACAUGUUUCUCGAUAUGUGCAUCAUGUCAGGCUGCGACUACGUCGCCUCGAUCCCAGGCCUCGGCGUCAAGAAGUCCCACGGUCUCCUCCAGCGCUACGGCUCUUGGCGCAAGGUCGUCCGGGCGCUUCGCAUCGAGAGCAAGCUCAAGAUAUCGCCCACGUACGAAGCCGACGUUGAGGAAGCCCGCUUGACGUUUCGCCACCAGCGCGUGUUUGACCCGCGCACCAAGACGCUCGUGACGCUGACACCGCUGCUGUCGACGACGUUGACGGACACGGACUUCCUGGGACCAAUCAUUCCCGACGAGAUCGCGGCGCAGAUCGCAGAUGGGAGCAUGGACCCGAUCUCGCAGACGCUGUUUCCAGCGUCCAUGGUGGCGCGGUUCUCGGCCGUGCCGCGUGCGCCGGCCCCGCCAAAGCCGACGACACCGGUCCAGGCCAAGGCGCCUGCAAUGUUUGUGACACCAGAGGCUGAGAAGGAGAAUGCCUUCACGCGCAUGCUCUCGGCGGCAGGCACGUCGUCGCUCGUGCAGCGGUCGACCAUGAAGCGCAAGCUCCCACUCAGCUUUGCCGAUGCGAACGCGUCCAAGUGGAUGUACAAAAAACCUACUCACGUGCGUCUCCAUAUCUGUGUCGUGCUUGUGUACAUUGUGGUGCAUUUUGCCUACUUGUCGUCGAUCAUCGUCUAGUCAAUGGAGAAUCUUAUGUCUUCUGUGUGUUCGUGUAGCCAACCAAGACGACAGCCCAGCCCUCCAAGAGCACGGCAAGCAGUCGCUUCUUUGCCCCGAAACCAAGUUUCAAGGCGUCCCAGACCCAAGAGGCGACCCAAGAGGCGACCCAAGAGUCGACGCCAGAGAGCACCGACGCCGUCGAGUCGACGCCGCCGGCGAUGAUCCCCCAACCGACGGUACAGAGUCCGAUCAAGAAACCCGCGCCGCCACGAACGCUCUUCGACCACUUUCGCUUCCAAGCGUCGGCAAAGUAGAUAGAGUAGACGAAAAUGUGAAUAUCGACCACACCAUAGAGUGAGAGCAGGCGCCACUCGCACCACAAGGCCACUUGGCGGCCACAGCCCUGGUGUUGUCGGCGACAACAGGCCCGACCUUGCGACCUGCCUCAAUCCAGGCAAGUUCGUCUCGGCCGUAGCUCGCCCCAAGCCAAGCCCACGUAAAGUGUCGAGUCAACAAGCAUGGCUUUGGGACGUGAGCCCGUUCAAGAAAAGUAGAUGAGCGCCAUCUUCCGUCGAUUCGAUGAAACACAUAUUCGUGUG
Messenger RNA from Saprolegnia diclina VS20, 2021 nucleotides. RefSeq lists its product as hypothetical. The coding region runs from base 289 to 1440 and encodes 383 amino acids. Lineage: Eukaryota; Oomycota; Saprolegniomycetes; Saprolegniales; Saprolegniaceae. The record is from RefSeq and is a predicted model, not a curated record. The transcript is spliced from 8 exons. Gene Ontology annotation, molecular function: DNA binding; 5'-flap endonuclease activity; metal ion binding.